This is a messenger RNA of Cephus cinctus (wheat stem sawfly), 873 nucleotides long. Its product is annotated as ATP-dependent DNA helicase PIF6-like. Gene Ontology annotation, biological process: DNA repair; telomere maintenance. The record is from RefSeq and is a predicted model, not a curated record. Gene Ontology annotation, molecular function: DNA helicase activity. Bases 1 to 837 code for a protein of 278 amino acids. Lineage: Eukaryota; Metazoa; Arthropoda; Insecta; Hymenoptera; Cephidae. The transcript is spliced from 2 exons.
AUGAAAGACUUGCGCUGCAAUACCAGACUCUUCGGUGGUGCGAUGGUUCUGUUAGCCGGCGAUUUUCGUCAAACACUUCCCGUCAUUCCACGAUCGACAGCUGCCGAUGAACUGAACGCAUGUCUGAAGGCGUCGCAUUUGUGGCGAUAUGUGAAAAAGAUUGAAUUGACAACUAAUAUGCGAUUCACGCUACAAAACGAUCCAUCAGCCGAUGAAUUCUCCAAACAUGAGCGAGCAAUUUUAGCUGCCAAGAACAAAGACAUUGACGAUGUCAAUUUCAUCAUUCAGAGCAUCAUCGCUACCAAUUUACAUUCGUUCAAAUCGAUUGAUUGCGUUACGAAGGAAGACGAAGCCACAAACUAUCCAAUUGAAUUUUUAAAUUCAUUGGAUCUGCCCGGUUUACCACCACACAACUUGCAACUGAAAGUUGGCUCAAUCAUCAUUAUGCUGCGCAAUCUAAAUCAACCGAAACUGUGCAAUGGAACUAGAUUCGCAGUGAAGCAUCUGAAAAACAAUGUCAUUCAAGCGAUGUUACUCAAAGGCAAGUUCAAAGGCGAGGAAGUACUCAUCCCGAGAAUUCCAAUGAUACCUACUGAUUUGCCUUUUGAGUUCAAGCGCAUCCAAUUCCGCGUCCGAGUCACUUUCGCCAUGACGAUCAACAAAGCUCAAGGACAAUCGUUGCGACUGUGUGGCCUCAAUCUAGAAUUUCCAUGCUCUUCGCACGGACAAUUGUACGUGGCAUGUUCGGCGUGUCGGAAAGCCGUCUGCAUUGUUUGUCUAUGCACCGGACAACAAAACAAAAAACGUUGUACAUCAUAUAGCGCUGCAUUGACCUAAAAUUUGGUAAACCAAUUAUAAAUGCGACUAAAACUC